ACAAACAACGAGGUCCCUAAAAUAGGAGUAUCAAAACUCAUCGGACAACGUGCCACACCGGCAUACUCCACUAGUGAAAUCAUCAAUACUGUCCCCAACUCUUAAUUUCCCUCUUUGUUUCAGACCACAUUCACAGAUUUCACUCCUAACACAACUUUUAAGUACUAUAUCAAACUAGCAAGAUCCCUCUUUCAUUCUACACUUAACACGUACUAAAUAAAAAUAAAAUAAAAAAGAUGGGGUGUUUAAGAGGUGGCAUACUGGUGGUUUUGAUGGUGGUGGGAGUGGUGGGGGGUCAGUCGGUGAGAAAUAAGCCACCGUGCAAAUUCCCAGCGAUGUAUAACUUCGGAGAUUCGAACUCGGAUACAGGGGGCAUUUCAGCGGCAUUUGAACCCAUUCGUUUGCCAUAUGGCCAGACUUUCUUUAAGAAGGCGGCGGGCCGUGAUUCCGACGGCCGUGUUCUCCUCGACUUCAUUGCUGAGCAAGUAGGAUUACCAUACUUGAGUGCAUACUUAAACUCGAUUGGAGCAAAUUUCAGACACGGUGCUAAUUUCGCUACUGGAGGAUCUACCAUCCGUAGGCAAAACGAGACAAUAUUUCAGAAUGGCAUUAGCCCUUUCUCACUUGAUGUCCAAAUCUGGCAUCAUGAUCAGUUCAAGUCAAGAACCAAGGAUCUUUACCAACAAGUUAAGAGUCCCUUUGAGAAAAGUUUGCUUCCAAGACCUGAGGACUUCUCAAAAGCUCUUUACACAUUCGACAUUGGCCAAAACGAUCUCUCUGUUGCUUUCCGAACAAUGAACAAUGAACAACUUCGUGCUACUAUCCCUAACAUCAUUUCCCAGUUUUCUUCAGCUGUGCAACAUUUGUAUGAACAAGGAGCAAGGUCAUUCUGGAUACAUAAUACCGGUCCAAUUGGGUGCUUGCCUGUAUCACAAUUCUACAUUGUAAACCCAAAGCCUGGAUUUCUGGAUGAAUUUGGUUGCAUAAAGGGGAAUAAUGAUAUGGCUAUCCAGUUCAAUAAGCAGCUAAAGGAUGCUGUUACAAAACUCAGGACACAACUUCCUGAGGCUGCUCUCACAUAUGUGGAUCUUUACUCUGCUAAGUAUGGAUUGAUUAGCAAAACAAAGAGCCAAGGAUGGGCAGACCCAAUGAAGGUAUGCUGUGGGUACCAUGAGAAGUAUGACCAUGUAUGGUGUGGCCAAAAGGGUGUGAUAUCGAAUGGGACGACAAUGUUUGGUGCAGUUUGUAAGGACCCUGAAUUACAUGUGAGUUGGGAUGGUGUGCACCAUACUGAAGGUGCUAAUCACUGGUUUGCUACUCAAAUAUUCAAUGGCUCACUUACCGAUCCUCCAACUCCCAUCACCCACGCUUGUUACAGGAAUUAAGGUUUCUUAUUCUGGUGAAGAACUAAGGUAUAUAAUCUUCCUUGAACCGAAAAUAAAAUUUCUUUUCUUGUGGAGGUUAAUGAGAACUUAUUAGAUGAAGAGCUUAUACUAGAUUUGAAAAACCUUAAAAGGCACAGGGUUUAGAGUGUUAGACUUCGUUCUGUAAUCUGUACUGCUGUUGGACUCGUCUGAAAUUGGUCUCUCAAAUGAUUUUGGUUAAAAUAUCA
Molecule: messenger RNA, 1612 nt
Organism: Spinacia oleracea (spinach)
Lineage: Eukaryota; Viridiplantae; Streptophyta; Magnoliopsida; Caryophyllales; Amaranthaceae
Product: GDSL esterase/lipase At5g14450
Exons: 5
Coding region: 237-1385 (382 amino acids)
Molecular function (GO): hydrolase activity, acting on ester bonds
Source: RefSeq, a predicted model, not a curated record